Molecule: messenger RNA, 2860 nt
Organism: Manis pentadactyla (Chinese pangolin)
Lineage: Eukaryota; Metazoa; Chordata; Mammalia; Pholidota; Manidae
Gene: UBE2Q2
Product: ubiquitin conjugating enzyme E2 Q2
Exons: 13
Coding region: 127-1263 (378 amino acids)
Source: RefSeq, a predicted model, not a curated record
GGCGGCUGGGAGAGGCGGAGCCGCAAGAGCGCGGCCCGGGCCGGCCCCGCGGGGCGGUCGCGGCCGUGACGGCGGCUCCGGGCCCGGCUCCCCUUCCGCACCCCUCCCGCCGGAGAUGAGGGGAAGAUGUCCGUGUCGGGGCUCAAGGCCGAGCUGAAGUUCCUGGCGUCCAUCUUCGACAGGAGCCACGAGCGAUUCCGCAUCGUCAGUUGGAAGCUGGACGAGCUGCACUGCCAGUUCCUGGUGCCGCGCCCCGCGCCUCCCGGGGACCCGCGCUCACCGCCGCCGCCGCCGCUCACGCUUCACUGCAACAUCACGGAAUCUUACCCGUCUUCUUCACCAAUAUGGUUUGUGGACUCUGAUGACCCAAAUCUGACAUCAGUUUUGGAGCGCCUGGAAGAUACUAAGGACAGCAAUUCGCUUCGUCAGCAAUUGAAGUGGUUGAUAUGUGAACUCUGCAGAUUAUAUAACCUUCCUAAGCACCUGGAUGUUGAGAUGCUAGAUCAGCCACUACCCACGGGUCAGAAUGGGACAACAGAAGAAGUGACCUCAGAAGAGGAGGAAGAGGAAGAGAUGACUGAAGAUAUAGAGGACUUGGAUCACUACGAGAUGAAGGAAGAAGAGCCUAUUAGUGGAAAAAAGUCAGAGGAUGAAGGAAUUGAAAAAGAAAAUUUGGCAAUAUUAGAGAAAAUUAGGAAGACUCAAAGGCAAGACCAUCUAAAUGGUGCAGUGUCUGGGUCUUUGCAAGCUUCGGAUAGACUUAUGAAAGAGCUCAGGGACAUAUACAGAUCACAAAGUUAUAAAACAGGGAUUUAUUCAGUGGAACUCAUAAAUGACAGUUUAUAUGACUGGCAUGUUAAACUGCAGAAGGUUGAUCCUGAUAGUCCUUUGCACAGUGAUCUUCAGAUCUUAAAAGAAAAAGAAGGCAUAGAAUAUAUUUUGCUUAACUUCUCAUUUAAGGAUAACUUUCCAUUUGAUCCUCCAUUUGUUCGAGUGGUAUUACCUGUUCUCUCAGGAGGGUACGUGUUGGGUGGUGGAGCAUUAUGUAUGGAACUUCUCACGAAACAGGGCUGGAGUAGUGCCUAUUCAAUAGAAUCUGUCAUCAUGCAAAUCAAUGCCACCUUAGUCAAAGGCAAAGCCAGAGUGCAGUUUGGAGCAAAUAAGAAUCAAUAUAAUCUAGCAAGAGCCCAGCAAUCCUAUAAUUCCAUUGUACAGAUACAUGAGAAAAAUGGCUGGUACACCCCUCCAAAGGAAGAUGGCUAAAUGUGUUGACUGUUGUAUGUUUGGACCAAUGUUGCUUUAAAGAACAUCUUUCCAACAUGCAGACACAAGCUUUGAGUGCCCCUAUAACAGCAGUACCGAAGACAUUAGUCAAUAGAUAUUUUAGUGGAUAAUCUGUCAACUGACAUACAGUAUAAGUCACAGGCUUUUCAUUUUGCUCAUUUUAGAUAUCUUGACUAAGCAGUGGGGCCUUUUCUUAUUUUUCCUAAUAAAUACACAUAUUGGCCACUCCUUAUCAAUCAACUCUUUUUCUUAAAAGGUGAAAUCUUUUAAGCAAGCAAGUCAGCAUCAGGUAAUAGAAGUUGCAGUAUUAGGGUAAUGUUCCCACCUUGAGCUUGUCUGUUAUGAGUACUUGCAAUAUAUUGCUCCAUUUAGAGCCAAUCAAAGUUUAAUUGAUUUUUAAUAAUUGGUUUAGAAAACUUGAGGUCUUCUAAAUCACAGUAGCUUUUCCAGUUUAAAACCAUUUUAUGGUAUUGCCAAAAUAAUGACAGGAAACCUACUCAUUAAAUUGUUAAAAAUUUUUUAUGGCUCUGUGAGAAUAUGAACUGUUCUUGAUGAUAUACUCUUAACCGAAAUAUAUUGUACUUUUUAGGCAAAGUGAAGCAAGGCUGUGCCAAAUUAAGGCUUGUAAGUAGUAAUUUCCACCGGGGCACCAGAGUCUUGCUGGGCUGAAUCUGCUGCUUGUUGGUUCAAUAUUUCUUAUGAAGAAGAGAUGCAGAAUAGAGCUUUUAGUUAUUUAAAAUACUAUGUCAUUUUAUGUUUCCAUUUUAUUAACAGGGCUGUUGCAAUCAUUUGUAAAUUAAUAAAACUUAUAAGGUGAUUGGCAAAAGACUUCUUGAGCAAAAGCUGCAAAAGAUAAAUACAAAAAGAUAUAAUUUGGAGAUUUAAAAUUUUAUGCUAUAGUCGUAACAGUGACUUUUACAUUGAAAGACUAAUAGGAACUCUACAUACGUUAUUUGUUUAUAAAACCUGACUCAAAUCAGUGUACUCUCCAUUUUUAUUGCCUUACCUGAAUCAGUCUUGUUUGGUUGGUAAUAGAUUUUUAUAUACCCAAGUUUGAUUUAAAAGUAAAUUCUAGUAAAUAAGCACUUUAAAAAUGAAAUCCAGAAGCACAUUUUUCUGCACAAACCAGUUACAAAGUUCAAAAAUGUUUCUUAUACAUUUGCUUUAAGAUUCAUUUUUAACUUUGUAAGCCACAUCAGAGAGAUAUGGCACUUCUGCAUUAUUUUGUGUGUUUAAUUCCUUUUUAUUGUAUUUUGGCUAAAAGGACAGUAGAAAAAGAUUUUCUGGCAUCCUUGUUCACAUGGUUACAUUUGUAUAAAGUUCUAAUUGCCAUUUGCUCAGAUAACAAGUGACAUGGCAGAAUUCUUUAAAGCAUUAAAGUUCCUUAAACUUAAGGCUAAAUCUUGGAUACAUUAUUGAAUUCUUCAAUAUCCUUAUGGCUAGCAAACUGAUAGCUGCACAUUUGCCAUGCUUUGUUUUUUUUGGAUUUUAUUUUUCAUUGCAGAUUUAUUUGGCAAUGUACAGUAUAUUUUGUAAACUUGCAUCAAGUUUAUGAAUAAAGAACCAUUUAAAAAUA